Messenger RNA from Cicer arietinum (chickpea), 1539 nucleotides. Its product is annotated as 2-hydroxyisoflavanone dehydratase-like. The record is from RefSeq and is a predicted model, not a curated record. Gene Ontology annotation, molecular function: hydrolase activity. NCBI's taxonomy places the organism in Eukaryota, Viridiplantae, Streptophyta, Magnoliopsida, Fabales, Fabaceae.
UUGCACGAGGUGUUGUAAACUCGUUUUAUAGCCUUGCAGGCUUAAUUAAAAUGGGUUCCUUAGAAGACAGCAACAAAAACAAGGUAAUAAUCCACGACUUACUUCCCCUCGUAGCUGUCUAUAGUGAUGGCACCAUAGAUCGUCCUAAUGAAUGUUCAACUGUUCCACCACAAGAAGAGGACCCCAAAACUGGUGUCUCAUCCAAAGAUAUUGUCUUUUCCAAAGACCCAUACCUCACUGCUAGACUUUACCUUCCAAAACUAACUCAAUCCAAUGAAAAACUCCCCAUCUUGGUUUACUAUUAUGGUGGUGCAUUCAGCUUUGAAUCAGCCUUCUCAGACAUUCAUCACUCAUAUUGCAAUCGCAUAGCUUCUCAAGCAAAAGUUGUGAUUGCUUCCAUUGAGCAUAGAAAUGCUCCAGAGCAUUAUCUCCCUACAGCUUAUAAUGAUUGUUGGGCUGGUCUCUGUUGGGUUGCUACUCAUGCAACACAAAAUCCAACAAACAGUGACCCUUGGAUCACCAAUCAUGGUGAUUUUAACAGAGUUUUCAUUGGAGGUGAUAGUAGUGGUGGAAAUCUUGUUCACAAUGUUGCCAUGCGUGCUGGUGUUGAAGCUUUACCUGGUGGUGUUAAAUUGUUUGGUGCUUAUCUUAACCACGCUUACUUUUGGGGAUCAAAGCCAAUAGGGAAGGAACCUGUUAUAGGAUUUGAGGAGACUCUUCAAUCUAGGAUUUGGAAGUUUGCUUACCCUUCUGCUCCUGGUGGAUUAGAUAACCCUAUGCUCAAUCCACUGGCUCCUGGGGCACCAAGCUUGGCUACACUUGGUUGUUCUAGGAUGCUUGUUACUGUUGCUGGCAAUGAUCAAUAUUUGUUUAAUGAAAGAGAAAAAAGAUAUUAUGAGGCUGUGAAGCAGAGUGGAUGGAAAGGGGAAGUGGAACUCUUUGAAGAGAAAGGUGAGAUACAUGUUUAUUACAUGUAUGAUUCUGAAUCAGAGCAAGCUAAAAGAAUUUUCAAACUAUUGGUCGAUUUUCUUAAACAAUGAAAGGGAUUGCACAUCAUUGUCCUUCAGUCUACAAAAGCUUCCUUUGGAAGCUUCCUGCCCCAGCAACUUCUUACUAAUUUCCUGGCCGGAAUUAUGCAUCUCCCUUCUUAAGAUAUUUCAAUAAUAAAAUAUGGCUGUGUCUUUGUAAUAAUUAUUAAUAAUUAAUAAAAUAGUCACUGAAAAAGUUAUACCUUUAUUCAUGCGACAGCCAUGCCAUCUAUCGAUAUAAUAAGUGCAGUAGUAUUGCAUGACACGAUACAUAAAGAAGAUUAUAAAAAAAAUUGUAAGCUCUCUUGAACACAUAAAUGAUGUAUUUGACAUUAGUUUACAUCCAUGGCAGAAAAAACUAAGUGAUUAACAUAAGCAACCAAUCAACAGAACUUUCUUGCAGAGGAAUAUCUAAUUGUCGUAUAUACAUGAAGUGUUUGGGUAACCUACAGCAUGAUCAUAAACUCAACAAUUGCAAAAUCGAUUGAGACAAAGAACUAUCAAUUCAAAA